GGUCGCUGGUAGUGGUGGCUGGUAGUGGUGGUGUGUAGUAAGAGUGGUCGCUGGUAGUGGUGGCGUGUAGUAAGAGUGGUCGCUGGUAGUGGUGGCUGGUAGUGGUGGAGGGUCAUAUGACCCCGUCACCUGAGGUGGGUGCCACAGUAGAGGUGGCGGCGUGACCCUCGUCAUGUCUCCCUGCUGCUGACGGCGCCUCUCACAAUACUCACGUCCCGCCGCCCACCCACUCUACCAGGUCACAGAUGAAAGCUUCUGGUACAUAACACACUGCUUCCUAGCAGCAAUUCUCCAUUUAUUAUACUCGUGGCAUGAUUCCUCAAGAUGUCCAAGUGUUCUUAUGCUCCCCCAAAGUAUGCAUACCUGGAUGACGAUCUUGAAGACCAACAUAUGGUCAACCUGCGGAUUGGAAGGACAGUUCAACGUUCCUAUAUUGGUCGCAGAUCUGGAUGUUCACAGCCUGUUAUUGUGGCCUUAUUUCUCAUAUCGGUCUUUAUCUUCGUUUUCUUUCAAAUGGCUAACAUGAUCCCACGCAAACCAGCAGUAAGUGAUGCCUAUGAGCCAUCCAGACAUGACAGAGGAAAGGGAUCGGCACACCUCAACUCAAUUCCACCAAGUUUUGCAUGGUCAUCAAAUGCAACAAGAGAUUUAAAAGUCUAUAUAAGACCUGAUCGGCCAACUGCACUUCUUCAACCUACUGAUUUCUGUGAUCAGCCUCCAUUUGUGCUCUUUGUAGUGCCUAGUGCCAUAAAUAACACAAAGGAAAGAGCAACUAUAAGAACAACUUGGGGUCAGUGGACUGUGAGUAAUUCAUUAUGGGAACUGUCUACACAAGGUCAAGUAUUCCAUACGAGCAUUGGUGACAAGGUCAAAAAAUCAAACAUAGCUGCAGUACAGAUUAAAGCUCCUUUGAAAUCGAAGCUCAUUUUCCUCCUAGGAACAGCACGGGGAAAGAAUCUCAUUAGCAAUGCAAUUCAAGAAGAAAGUAUAAUCUUUGGAGAUAUUGUAGUAGAAGAUUUUAUAGAUUCCUACACAAACUUAACUUUGAAGACAGUUUUCAUUCUCAAGUGGGUGCAUAACAAUUGUCCUGGAGCAAAGUUUAUCAUGAAGGUAGAUGAUGAUAUUUUUGUUAAUGUUCCUAACCUUCACAACUACCUCCUCAAUAAGACAACAAAAGCUCCUCUGCUAACUGGUAAUCUCAUAUGUGGUGCAAGACCAAUCCAUGAUCAGUGGUCAAAGUGGUACACCCCGCAGUAUAUGUUUCGUGAAGGAAAGUAUCCAAAUUACCUCUCUGGUACUGGCUAUGUUUUAUCUACAAACUUGGUUGAGCCACUUUUAGGGGCUGCUCUUUCUACACCGUAUUUUCAUUUGGAAGAUGUGUUUUUAACUGGAAUAUGUGCAAGGAAAAUUGGUGUUCAUCCUAAGGAUAAUUUUGGUUUUAGCUAUCAACGUAGAGCAGUCAGCCCUUGUGUGUACAAAGAAGUAAUCAUGGGUCAUGGAGUGAUACCAUCGGAGAUGAUAAAACUUUGGAAUAUGCUCAACCAGCCAAAUACUCUUGCUAAGUGUCAUCCAAUAAAAAAAUCAAAACUACGUAGCCAUUAUCCUACAAAGUGCUCCUAGAGCGUGUGGUUCUAAUUUUAUAACACCUCUCAGAUUGUCAGAGAAAUUAAUUAUUGUUUAAUAAGAUAUUCUCAUUUAUUUUCAAUGGAAUUCUAACGUUUUUUCUGGAGGAAUCCCUGUCGGCUCCCUGAAGCUAUCUUGCUGAUGAAGUGAAGUGGGAGCCGGUCGGCCGAGCGGACAGCACGCUGGACUUGUGAUCCUGUGGUCCUGGGUUCGAUCCCAGGCGCCGGCGAGAAACA
Procambarus clarkii (red swamp crayfish) is the source of this 1859-nucleotide messenger RNA. RefSeq names its product beta-1,3-galactosyltransferase 1. NCBI's taxonomy places the organism in Eukaryota, Metazoa, Arthropoda, Malacostraca, Decapoda, Cambaridae. Gene Ontology annotation, cellular component: Golgi membrane. The record is from RefSeq and is a predicted model, not a curated record. Gene Ontology annotation, molecular function: hexosyltransferase activity.